Molecule: messenger RNA, 1086 nt
Organism: Cavenderia fasciculata
Lineage: Eukaryota; Evosea; Eumycetozoa; Acytosteliales; Cavenderiaceae
Exons: 1
Coding region: 1-1086 (361 amino acids)
Source: RefSeq, a predicted model, not a curated record
AUGAAAUCAGAUGAAUCUUUAGCAAUGUCAAAAGAAGAAUCAACAGAUACAACAACACCAACAACUACAACAACCAGUGCAACAGCAGCAGCAGACAGCAACUCUAUGGAGAUUGAUUCAAAUAGUACAACAUCAUCCUCUUCUAUAAUAUCUUCCAAAUUAUCACCUUCAACUAAAGAAUCGCCGAAUGGCAGUAAUGGAGGGGGAGAAGGAGAAGGAGGAGGAGGAGACGAGAAUGGUGGUGAGCAAUCAAAGGAAAAUAAAGACGAUACAACCGCGGCAGUAGACAAGGAAAAGGAGAAAAAUAAUAAUAAUGGAGAUGAUCAAACAAAUAAGAUAAAAGAUAGAGGAGAUGGAUCCCCUUCACCAAAACCAACGACUUCUACAACAUCUACAGAAAAUGGAAAACAAGAAGAAGAAGAAGAAAAGGAAGAAGAGGACAAAGAAGAGGAUAAAGAGAAAGAUAAUAAUAAUAAUAAUAAUAAUAUCAAUUCACCUAGUAGUAGUAAUGGUAAAACCGAAAUAAUAAUAAUUAAUAAUAAUAAUAAUAAUAAUAAUAAUAAUAAUAAGGAAGACGAAGAAUUGGUAGAUGCAGAUGGACAAGAUAAAUCAAAAGCAGAGACAGAAACAGAAGAUAAAAUGGAAAAUGAUAACGAUGAAGAAGAAUCAACCAGCACUACUACUACGACUACCGCAGCAGCAGCUGUCACAACCAACGAGGAUACCAAUGGUACAGACAGUGAGAUCAAGGAACAACAACAAGAAGAGGAACAGGAAGAAGAAGAGAUUGAUCCAAGAACGAUAGAGGAUGAGUUGACCAAGAAAAGAAAGGAAGCACAACAAGAGACGCCUCGGGCAGGAGGAGGAGGAGGAGGAGAUCAAGACAUUGAAUUUGCAGACUAUGAAGAGGCCUUUAACAAGGACCGUGUCGGUGAAGCCAUUGGAAAGAGCAGUUAUAGUGUCAACAAAGAGGCCGAUAUCGAGGCAAAGAGAAGACUGGAUUGCUUGGGAAACAUGGAAAAAAUAGAAAAAGAGUUUGCAGAUCUUAAAGAAAAAUUCUUUACAGAUAAAUUAAAUCAGAAUUAA